Opisthorchis viverrini is the source of this 330-nucleotide messenger RNA. RefSeq lists its product as hypothetical. The record is from RefSeq and is a predicted model, not a curated record. Lineage: Eukaryota; Metazoa; Platyhelminthes; Trematoda; Opisthorchiida; Opisthorchiidae. The coding region runs from base 1 to 330 and encodes 109 amino acids. The transcript has a single exon.
AUGGCAUGGGUCUACAUUAUGCCACCAGAAAAUAGAAACCCAAUGACAGUGGUACCGGAUGACCCGUAUCCGAGUAUGGCACCUAAGCAGCUACCGGCGUGCAUGCGUCUAUCCACCGAUGAACCAGGACCUCAAUUUGCAAGCAAACAGCUACACCGACACUUAGGACUCUGCGAAGACACGCAAAAUAACUAUUUUCGGUUGGUGUAUAACGAAUCCAAAUGGCACCAUUAUUGCCAAGGGACAAAUUUCCAAAAAGUUUCAAGCAAGCAAACGGCUUACAAAGGGGUAGAGGGUCUUGCUGCUGGAAUACACGGUGUGCCCCUCUGA